Haliotis rubra (blacklip abalone) is the source of this 6147-nucleotide messenger RNA. Its product is annotated as homocysteine-responsive endoplasmic reticulum-resident ubiquitin-like domain member 2 protein. Gene Ontology annotation, molecular function: protein binding. NCBI's taxonomy places the organism in Eukaryota, Metazoa, Mollusca, Gastropoda, Lepetellida, Haliotidae. Gene Ontology annotation, biological process: endoplasmic reticulum unfolded protein response. The record is from RefSeq and is a predicted model, not a curated record.
GUCAUGGGGAACCAGCAGCAGUUUUGACAACAAGCACGGGUGUGACAGCGUAUUCAUCAAUUUCUUAGCUAAUUUGCUGAAUUACAGUGUGUUUUGAUCGUUGUUCGACCAACGGGCAAGCAAAACGUUACUCUGGAGCUGCGUGACAGUGAUAUUAAUUGCAGAAGCAAUCGUGAAAUUGUAACCUCCGAUCUUGUUACUGACCCAGUGGCACCAAUUUUCGUGAGAAGUCGUCGGUGUCAGGCUUUCAUCAUUCAGGACAAGCGUGCCGAAAUCGAUGAAAUUGUGACCAUUUUUUCGGAUCAGAAUAUCUAGGUGACAAGGACAUACUUUAUUACAAGUAUGAUGGAUUUAGGUGAUAACCCAGUGACUUUAAUUGUCAAAGCACCAAAUCAGAGAAUUGCUGACCAAACAGUCGACUGCUUCCUGGAAUGGACUGUAAGAAAAUUGAAAGAGCAUUUAGAAAACGUUUACCCUAGUAAACCCAAACAUAGUCUGCAGAAACUUAUCUACUCUGGCAAGUUACUUCAAGAUCACUUCACACUUAAAGAGGUUCUCAGACAGCUGGACGAAGCGUCACUUCACACUGUCCACCUCGUCUGUGCUGGUGGAUCCGAGGGAUCAUAUGUUGAAAGUACAAGUGAAACACAGAUAGAUGCUACCCCAUCCAGUUCCAGUCACUCAACAGAUUCAACGGAAGGUAUUCGGUAUCGUGGGCCCACAAUGCCGGGGAUGGAGCAGCUCCAACUUGGUGGCAACAUGAUGGCCCCUCCGAUGAUGAUGCCUCCUGGCUAUGGUGGGUACAGCCCGGAGCAGUACAGUGGAUGCAGCAGAUGUACCCCAAGUAUUGACACAGUACAUGCAAUAGUGAGUACCUGUCCCAAUACAUGCAAUAGUGAGUACCUGUCCCAAGUAUUGACACAGUACAUGCAAUACUACAACAAUGCCUACCAUCAGACACCGCCUGCCACCCCAGCAACUGCUGCAGCUGCUGAGGGACGUCCAGCCAAUCAGAACCAGCCUAACAAUGCCCCAGCAGCUCCAGCACAAGCCAAUCCAAACAUGCGUAUGAAUGCCCAGGGUGGGAUGGUUGAAGACGAGGAUGAGGAGGAUGUGGAACAUCGGGACUGGCUGGAUUACAUCUAUUCUUAUUCCCGCUUCCUCGUCCUUCUCAGCAUUGUCUACUUCUACUCAACGUUCAGCAGAUUCGUUGCCGUCUUUAUAGGAUUUGUCAUCAUAUAUUUUUUACAAAAGGGCUGGUUAAAUAUCCGAAGAAAUCCAAAUCCACCUCAGAGACAACAGCAGCCAGCUGAGGCAGCACCAGAAGUCGUACCACAGGAAGCAGAGCAACAGCCACAGCAGCAGCAACAGGCAAAUCCAGCGGAGAAUCCACAGGGCAUUAUUGCAAUGGUGUGGUGCUUUGUGUCAACAUUCAUCACCUCCCUUGUCCCACAACAACCCCCAGCUGUCAAUGCCAACUGAUUCUGGGAUAUAACUGCAGGUGAAAACUGUGAACAUUGUGAUCGGUUGCAUGUGUCUGAAUCAUGCAGAGGAGCUGUGAACCAUGUUGUUUUCUACACGGAGAGUGACUUGUGCCUUGGCUUGACCGCUCAUCAGAAAACUGUAAUUGUCCUAUUCUCACCUGGGUCAGAUUACCUGUAGAACUGGAACCCGAUUUGUGAAUCUAAUUACUGAUAUCUGUCUCCCAGUUCAAGAAUACAAGCAAACUCUUGUGAUGGGUUUUGCCAUAUUACAGUCAUCGUCAUCAUAGUGUUAUUUCCACCCAAAAUUAUUUUGUGCUGAAAAACUGCAUGUCAAAAGGCAAAACAAAAAAUAUACAUCAUGUUUUUCUCAUUCAAGGUGAAUGGUAGUUUGUGAAUGAAAAAGCAUGCUGGAGAAACUCUUUUUUCAUUCAUACAGAACUGUGUGGUGGAAAUUUGAAAUCCACAUUACUGAGUGUUAAGUGUUAAUGAUAUCACUAAUUGAUGGAAAGUUUGUGAUAGGCCAUAUUUGGCUGUGUCUGUAUCCAUGUGCAAUAAGCCCUGAAUAGAAGUUCCCCUGAAACUUUCUCUGACAUGUUCACAAGAAUUACAUCCUUAGAACAUGGAUCUCAUGUUCAUAUUUCAAAUAAGAUCUGAGAAAUUCCAUGAUCUACUGAAUAUAUUACAACCAGUUUAGACUGUGUUAAUGUGUGGAAAUUAUUAUAUUAAUACAAUAAUGAGGGUUACAUUGUCUGUAGAGUUAUCUCCCUUGGGUGACUCAGUGAGAAUCGAACCACUGUUUGUCAAAAGCUCAGCAUUCUGUUCACACUUAAUGUUGAGUGACCGUGUCAAAUAUAUUAUGUCAGAGUGGUGAUAACAAGUGAUGUACUAAUAACACUAGCGACCAUGUAUUCAUAAACGUCAGUGAAAACGUUACGCACACACAAUCUUUAUUUUCAUAUAUCCUGAACUUCCACAUAUCUUUGGGAAAUAUCCACAGUGACUUAGAACUUAGUAUUAGAUAUGUAAUAGAUGUCUCUUCAAACUCACUAGGAUUGACUUGACUGCCCAGUGGGGUAGCCCAGUGGUUAUGGAUGUCCACAGACUUGUGGAAAAGUUGUACCAGAAUGCUGAAUGUUUCUCCAGGUUUUCAGAUGUACUGAUUUUAUCCUGAGGAAACAGUGUAGUCUAGUUUCUAUUGUCCUUGGCCACUUACAAAACAUGUGAUGUUUCAUGUCUUUCAUUACGACUAUGUAACUGUUAACAAAACCAAAUGUGUUUUGUUUGAAAAUGAGGGAUACAGUUUUUGUAAUGCCUAUUACAUAAAAGUAUAUAGUAGACAAUCCUUAAAAUUUCCGCUGUUGUAUAUAAGCUUCAACAUGGUGAGAGAACCUCAAGCUUUAUCUUAGGGUAAAAAAGGUAGAUGUUUAAUGGGUUCAUAUAGUACAUCAGUGUUCUGAUGUUGAUUUGAUUGUCUUUGUAAUACCUAGAAAUGUUAACAGAUUUAUAUAAGGCUUGGAGAACGCAGAAGACAAAUGUAUCACGCACAGUUGUCCAGGUGAAAACUUUUGGCCUGACUGAAGGUAUUUUUCUGUAUAAAUGUCUCAACACCACAGCACUCUCUUCAAGACAUGCAAAUAGGACAUUAUUUGUGAAGGCAUUAGCACUGCAGAUGGGCUUCCGUAACGACCAAACAUAUAGGUGCAGUUUCUAUUGGGAUAUGUACUUGGUUGUGAUGGGAUUUGUGUUUCUUUCAGGUUUGUUAGCUUUAUUACCAUAGGGUUUUGGCAUUCAGUAAAUGUAUAUUGCUAUGAUUUUGCUCUGACGAUCACGUUAUUUCAAUAUAUGUUUUUAUAAUUCUCCUAUUAUGAUACGAAAAGUUUGUGUUAAAUUAAUUUAAGAAAUUUGUAAAUCUUGAAUCACAGAAUCCUUGUAUUUUGCAAUAAGAAAGUGUUAGAAAUUGGUCAUUCUUUUGGUAUAUUUCCCUUAAUAAUUGUCUCAUGUUUCUCAGUAAUUUCAAAGCUCAUCAUCAUGAUCAUGUUUAAAUUCUGUUUUCCCCCACCACACAAUAUAUCCAACAGCAGAUCUUGUUGAUGUUACCAUGGCUACCAUCUCUGCUUCUUCGCCCUGGUACAGGUCUAGGACAUGGACUCAUUUUCAUCCCAUGUGUUCUGCAUAUUUUAGUGUUUGUUAAUGUUACAGAAUAUCCUAUCAAACUUGAAAAAAGUAGGUCUUUAGCAAACUCAUUGUGUUAACAAAUAGGUAUUAUUGAUGCUGUGAUUGUCUGGAGACAAAUGGCAAUAGAUUUUUUUUAUCAGUCUUUAAUAGGAUUUUAUUUAUUUAUUUUCUAAUUAGGAAAAUACAUCUUGGGACAUUUUGUAUGACGAUCAACCAACAUCCUUAUGUGGUACCCUAUGAUGCAAGUGUUUUAAGACUGUUCAAGCUCAGUGGCAACACUGAAAUUGAUUUGUCCGCCCAUUGGGGUAGCCUAGUGGUUAUUGUGUUCACUUGUCAAGCCGAUGGCCUGGGUUCAAAUCCUCACUUGGGUACAGUGUGUUCAGCCCAUUUCUGGUGUCAUCCACCAUAAUAUUGCUGGAAUAUUACUAAAAGUGUUGUAAAACCAUACUUGCUCACUCACUAACCUGCCCAGUGAAUAAUAGCAAAAGAUAUGCUAUGUGUAAUGUUGCCUUGGCUACCGUGAAUAUUGUUUCUCAAUUAUCCAAUCUUACAGUGCUGACUUGACAUGUACAGUCAAUUUAAGUAGUUUAGAAAUCCUAGCUUUUGAGCACUAUACAAGAGACAAGUCUGGCACAUCAAUUUUGUAUUUUCAUUUUAUAUUACCAGGUAUCAUCUUUGAAAAUUUUCACUGGAAUCCCAUUUGAAAUCCCAGAUGUUAAUUUCUGCAGAAUACUAUUUCCCCAGAAACUUCUCUUUUGUUACUGUACAAUCAUAUUAUCUUACAUGCAUACAAUCAUGUAUUUGUUGAUUCUGUUUAUUGCCUUUAUUUUGUCUAUAUUCUGUUUAUUGUCUUUUUUUGUCUAUAUUUUGUUUAUUGUCAAGAAUAUAUCUUGUUAAUUGCUUGAUUUCCAAUCUACAUCUAGUUGUGUUAUGUUUGUUUCCUUUUAUAGUCGGGGUUGACUGUAGAAGUUGUAGUAUAUCACUGUUUGGCAACACUCACAUUUUGACAUCCAAAUGGCAGUGUUGGUUAAAGUAAUAUACUGAGGGAAACAAAUAAGGGAACACCACUUCAUCGCAGUGUUCCUCUAUGUAUUCUCAGAUUCUCACCCACAGUGUGAUACAAAGCUUGUGAAGAAGCCUGGAAAAGAAUAAAGGAACUCUUGUGCUUUCAUGUGUUCCCUUAUUUAGUUCCCUCAGUAUAAAAUGAUACAAUCCAUGCUGUGAUACAGAGCUUAGAUUAGAAGAUCCCUAUGAGGAAUAUCUAGUUCUCAGAUCAGUUUGAUAAGUUCAAGAUAAACACAGAUAAAAUGGCUUAUCUUUCUUUUAUGAAAUUGUACAUUCAUACAGCUUCAACUUUAUAUUAUCGAUAUAAUUUCAGUUUGAGUUUUCUAUGAAUUUCCUUGAUAUCAAUUCUAAUGCACACAAAGGUUAAAAGUGUACAUGGCUUAGUACACAAACACUUCAAGCUUCUUUUCAUUGAUCUUUUUCUUUGUCAGUAGUAUCCAAUCUUAUCAUUUUUAUUUAUGAGAAACUAUGGGACAUAUCUACUCAUCUUAUUCUUUUAGUUUCUCAUGGUUAAAUAGAGGCUUAAACUUUUCCCAAACUAGUAUUCUCAACCAAUUUUAUUUGAUCCUUGGAACUAGAUUCUGUUGCAAAACAUAUACUGAAAUUGACAAAACUUCGGAAUUCCCUCCCAGAUUAAGCUAAGAUGCCGUAAUAAAACUGUAAUACCAAACCAAACUCACUCAUUCAAUAUGACAUUUGGGCUGCCAAAUAUGGAUUAUGGUCAUUCUAUUUCUACAUGACAGAUGUUACAAUUUCCACUUGAUGCCCUAUCUAAUAUUUGUAUAAUCGAAAUGACCUUGUUUGUAUCAUUGUGUCCUAAGCUGUACUGAUGAUACAAGAGGUACAGACACUGAAUUGUGCCAAAUGUGUCAGGAGAGUUAUAUAUUGUCAGUGUGUAAAGAAUAUGAAAAAUUGUAAUCGGUCACUGCCUAUUAAUCAGUUUCAGAUAGAUCACAUGUAAAUAUUGUAUAUUGUACAUACUGUAUAUAUGGGGUCCUACUUGUUGAAUCAUAGUGCAUUUAUGAAAUCCUUGGUUAACACAUGCUUACACAUUUCUUUCACGUGUGUUGUCUCAAGUUGCAGUUGAGUCUAUUGGUAUUAAUAUGUAUUUACAUGAUUGAGAUCUAUUCCUCGAGGUUUUGUCUGCAUCCUAAAGUUUGAUAUUAUUUGUACAAAAACUUGAUAAAUAACACAUGAUAAAGUAAGAAUUACUAUCUUCAUCUUUGUCAGUAUGAAGAAUGUUUUUUGUCCACGACUUCUGAGAUAAGGACUCUUGUGACAAGUUGUGUCAGUAGGAUGUGCUUCAGUGCUGAAACCAUCUACGGGCAGUGUGUUCAAUAUGGAAGAGGUUACAAGUGUAACAAUCGUCUCAACAUUUCUCACAGCCAGGUGCUCAUGGAUAAUAAACUCAAUGAUAAAAUAA